Molecule: messenger RNA, 627 nt
Organism: Trichobilharzia szidati
Lineage: Eukaryota; Metazoa; Platyhelminthes; Trematoda; Strigeidida; Schistosomatidae
Source: the annotation of a GenBank genome assembly
CUCUGUUGAAGUAUUUCUCUACUUAUUCUUCUGAUCGCAUAUAAAUAAAUUCUCUUCUACUUUUGAAUUUUGUUUGUUUGUUUCCAUUUUAUAUUCAUAUAAACAAGCAACAUUGAAAAUUGAAUUAUUUAUUCAUCACUUGAACAUUGAACCCUAACUAACUAUUUGAAUUUGUGUGUAUAUUAUCAUCUAUACACAAUAAUGAAAGAUAUAAUAAUACUCUUGAAUAAUAUAAAUUAUACAUUUAUAGUAUUUAUAACACUAUUAAUUAAUUUAUGUUUAACAUCAAAUAACAAUAAUCAUAAUAAUAAGCAUAAAAAGUUUGCUAAAAAAUAUAUUCAUAAUAAUAAUGCUUAUAUCAAUAAUAAUAAUAAUACUAGCAAUGGGAAGAAUGAAUAUCUUAGUAUUAGUCCAAUAUCAUCAGAGAAAUUGAAACAAUAUUUUUGGAAAUUAGAACAAUUACCCUAUAUAGAUGAUUUAUGUCAAGAUGAAUAUCAAAAUUUCUAUGCUUCAUUUGACAAAUUUAGUAUUAUUGGAGGAGAUAAAGAAAAAGGAUUAUUGAAAAAACAAUUAUGUUAUAAAAAAUCAGGAAAAAUUUGUGGAUGUUUUUCCACAAGAAGAUGAUAC